Messenger RNA from Cannabis sativa, 540 nucleotides. Its product is annotated as disease resistance protein SUMM2-like. NCBI's taxonomy places the organism in Eukaryota, Viridiplantae, Streptophyta, Magnoliopsida, Rosales, Cannabaceae. The record is from RefSeq and is a predicted model, not a curated record. Bases 1 to 540 code for a protein of 179 amino acids. Gene Ontology annotation, molecular function: ADP binding. The transcript is spliced from 2 exons.
AUGGCCUUUGAGGGAAGAAGAAGAAUUUUGGAAGAUGUGAUGAAUGCACUCAAAGAUCCCACUGUUCAGAUGAUUGGGCUGUGUGGAAUGGGUGGCAUCGGCAAAACCACACUUGCAAAAGCAAUAGCUCGACAAGCAAAAGAAGUGAAUCUGUUUGAUAAGGUGAUGGAUAGUGCUGUUUCUCAAACUCCUGAUUUUUCAAAAAUUCAAUGUGAAAUAGCAAAUCAUCUUGGUUUUAAAUUCGACACUGUUGAGACCGAACCCAUAAAAGCAGAUAAGCUUCGCCAAGAGUUAAGUAAACAAGUGAAGGUUUUGAUUAUUCUUGAUGAUAUUUGGAAGGAAAUAAAUCUGUUUGAAAUUGGAAUACACUUUAGCAAUAAUCAAAACGGGUGCAAGAUCAUUAACCACGUGAAAGAAGCUCAGAGGAACAGUUGGCUUGCGAGCCUCGUCCAGGUGGGACGCAUCAAAUUUUACCCUGCAAUAAGAGUGUUUUGCUCGAUUUCCAAUAGGAGGAUGGUGCGCCAUGGAAUUGGCGUAUGA